AUGGAGCACUCGAAUGGUAAUCGUAAGCCCAGUACAGAUCAGCCCGAGUCACCUCAUCCACAGUCCUCGGCGAUGAUGGGCUCGUCGGAGGGAUGGAGCAGCAAACGGAAGCUCUAUGCCAUCGAGGAGCGCGAGGAGGGCUCGCCGGUGACUGUGGGCAAGGCGGAGGCUGAUCUGGCCUACGAUGCGGAUGUGGACGAGCUGGAGCAGCUGGAGCAGCCGACAGGUGAGCGGGAGAUCAUCUACGAGCUGUUCCAGCCCUGGGCCCUCAGCACAUACGGCGAUCAGGCCAAGACCAAGACGAUAACGCUGCGCAAGAAGGCGCGAAUUCUUAAGGCGCUGGAGGGCAAGGAGCACAGUCGCCCAGAUAGCUCCAAGUUUCGCUUCUGGGUCAAGACAAAGGGCUUUACCACCAACCGGCCCGAUGGCUUUGAAGAGGCUCCCGGCAGUCGGCGACGCCUGAAACCCCUUCCCAGCUCAGCCAUCCUGUCGGAUAAUCCCGGCGAUGUGGACCUCUUUGCCGCAUCCACCAGCAAGGGAUUCGGUCGCCGGACUUACCGCAAGGUGGCCUGCGUGGAGGAGUUCUUUGACAUCAUCUACAAUGUGCACAUGGAACUGGGGGGCCGCAGUGGAAUGCACGCGGGCCAGAAGCGCACCUACCGCAUUAUCACUGAAACCUACGCCUUCCUGCCCCGCGAGGCGGUCACCCGCUUCCUGACCAUUUGUCCCGAGUGCAAGAAGAACCUGCGACCCUCCUCACCAUCGGGGGGCGGAAAGGACUCGGACCUGGCCGGCAACGAGAGCUCCUCGGAAGUGGAGAACUGCCUGAACUAUUCAUCGCACACGGAGAGCUCGCUGGAGGCGGGACCCACGGCCAAACGCCGUCGGCACUCGAGCGCCGACCUCAAAGUGGUUUCCGGUGGCUUGGGCAUUUCUGUGGGUGGUGCCGCUAUUGCCAGCAGCUCCAGUGCCACUCAGCUGGAUGUCCUGGGCACAGGACCGCCCCAAAGCCGCAGCCCCAAGCCACCGCAGGCGGUACAGGCGGCUGUUGAAAGCACGCCAAAAAUCCGGGUCAAGACCCAGUUGCAGCGUCCGCCGAGUCCGCUAGAUCAGUCCCCUGCUGCCCCGAAUAUCAAUCUCCAAUCUCUAACCCAAUCCCAAGCCCAUCCCCAACCCGGUAGCCAGUGCUUUGAUGUACAGCUGCUCAAGUCGCGGGAUAAUCUCCUGAGAUACUAUGACUUUAUGAGGCGCUUCUAUGCCGGCGAACCGGUUUUAGCACCGCCCAUCUACGGCAGCAGCCUGUUGCAGAGCCUCAGCUAUCCAACAACCACCGCCAUCUCAACCGCGGCCACAGCAACCCCUACUACCCCUACCGCCACCACCUCAGACCCUGGCAAGAUGCUGGCCCCUCCCAAGGCCGCAUCGCCGCCGAUCAAGACCUCUCCGGACAGCUCAGUGCGGGCACGAUCUCCUUCCCUUGCAGAUUCCACAGCCAGGCCUAGGGAAAAUCCCCAUACCCCAAUAAAUCUAACAAAAUCUAUAUUUUCCAGCCUGAAAACCGGUCAUCCGGCAUCCACAUCGACCCCGGUGCAACUGAAACUGGAACUGCCCAGUCCGCCGAAACCACUGCCGGAGCUUCGAAUUCCCCAACUGCGAGGAUUGCCUCCUGUGGAGCUAUCCCUGCCCCUGCCACCGUUGGAUUUGGAGCGCCUGAAGCCCAUCACCUCGACUUACUUGCAGUUGACACGCAGCAUGGGACUCAGCGAUGAGGAUGCCUUGCGGUUCGACAACCUGGAAACUAUUCCGGCAACACCGGUCGUGAGCACCGACACCGCCGCCAGUGUGGUUGGUGUGGGCGUAGGAGGCGUCGCCGGAGGAGGGGCAGGAGCUAGUGCAGCAGGCGGAGCGGUGGGCACCGGCGGCCUCCUGGGCGAGGUGGUCAGCGGACUGGGCGGUGGCCUGGUCAGCGAAUCGGAGGCCUACGCCGGUCUGAUGAAGGACGCCGACAAGUUGAAGCUGAUGCUACUGGCCUGGAACUACCAGAACUCCACGGCGGUGCGAAAUGGGACCGAGGGUCCCGACCUAAGCGUGGUGGGUGGUCUGUGGGCCCAGUACCAGAACGCUUUGGCCCAAAAUGCGGCAGCAGCGGCGGCGGCCAGCGGCAAGAUGGACAGCUCGCUGUCGCCGGUGCCGCGGCAGGAUGCCCACUCGCCCAUGGAAACGCAGGACGAGACAAACUCGUCCGGCCAGAAGGAGGAGGACGAGGUGUCCGAGGACGACUCCGACGACAAGCUGGACGAGAAGCUGGCCACCACACACGAUCCUGAGCGGCUCAAAGCCUUCAAUAUGUUCGUGCGACUGUUCGUCGAUGAGAAUCUCGAUCGCAUCAUACCCAUCUCGAAGCAGCCCAAGGAGAAGAUCCAGGCCAUCAUCGACUCGUGCGCCCGGCAGUUCCCGGAGUUCAGCGACCGCUCCCGCAAACGAAUACGCACCUAUCUGAAGUCGUGCCGGCGCAACAAGAAGACCCGCGACGGAUGGGAGAAUACGACCCGACCCACUCCCGCCCAUCUGACGUCCGUGCAGGCGGAGCAGAUCCUGGCCAUCGCCUGCGAGAACGAGUCGAUGAACGCCAAGCGGAUGCGCAUCGGCCUGGAGCCCAUCACGCAUGCCGUUCCCGCUCCCGGAAGUGCGGUGGCCGCAGCAGCGGCUGCAGCGGCGGCCGCAGCGGUGGCGGCUGCCACAAGUUCGGGCGCCGGUGGCACCAUCACCACGACCGCCGGCAAUGCCACCGCGACCUGCGGCAUGGGCGGUGUGGCGGACGCCGCCGGACUGACCAGCGUGGCGGCCUCCGCCCUUCCGUUCGUCAGCGCCGUCGGCUUCGCCCGCUCCACGCCCAACUCGGAGCACGCGGACGUCCUGCCCUUUGGUGGGGCAGUUGGCACUGUGGGCGGCAGCGGGGGCGGUGGUGCCGCCGGCGGAGGCGGUGGCGGGAUGAGCUCGGCGCGCAGCUCCCCGCUGGCCCUCAGCUCGAAUGCCAGCGUGAGCGGCGGCGCCAGCGUCACCGGGCUGACCCUGGCCAAUGGGGCAGGUGCCUCCAACGGCGCCGGACUGCCGGCCAGCAGUCCGUACACCACGGACUUCAGCUCCCCCUCGACGGCCUCGCCUUUCGUCGCCGCAGCAGCGGCCGUCGCCGCCGGCCGGGCUCCCAGCUAUCCCGGUUACUUUCCCGGAGUGGCUGGCCUGGGAAAUGUCACGCCCACCGAUCUCUCGAUGAAGCCGACCAGCCUGUCCAGCGGCCUCGGCGGCAACUUGGUCAGCAACAACAACAGCAACAGCUCCGUGGCCGGCAACAUCAGCUCGCAGCUGAGUGCCGCCAACUUGGCCACCCUGAGCAAUGCGAACAACAACAACGCAUUGGUCACAGCCACCCAGCAGUUGCAGCAACUCCAGCAGCAGCAACAACAGCAGCAGCAACAGCAGCAGCAGCAGCAGCAACAGCAGCAGCAGCAACAACAACUACUGGUGGCCGGCGGCGGGGGCAUGGACGGGCAGUCCGUCCGAGCGCCGCCCAUCCUGCCGCACAAGCUGAGCGCCAACGAGGUGACCGCCGCGCGGCAGGUGAUAUCCGCGUACCGCGAGAGUGCCGCCUUCCUGCUCCGCACCGCCGACCAGGUGGAGCAGCUGCUCGUCCAGCAGCAGUAGGCGUGGCCCGGGGACCGAGCGGGGUUGUUCCUAUUUUAAAUUAAAUUUAAAAUGAAUUACACACACACACACACACUACAAACCAAAUGAGACACACACACACAGACACAAAAGCCAAACUAAGCGAAAAUAGUCAAACCAUAUAGCGCAAAAGCAGAGACGGGGUUAAACUGGCUCACUGGAUGCAGGGCAGAACCAUAUGUAGUUAAAGAAGUUCGUUCAAACAAAACAUUUCAAGUGUUUUUUCCUCCAACUACGUACAGCAUAUUUAAAAUAGAACUUAACGAUAAACAAAAACCAAAUGAAAUAUCAAAUAUCACAACAGUAAAAUAGUAGAGCUGCUACAGUUAGCUGACUUGGUUCUAGCCAAAAUUCGAGAUAUAUACUUCUUUGAAGCCUACGAUUUCGGUUUCCAUAGGCAUUAAAAAGUAUCCACUCUUCGGAUGGUUUCAAUGGAUUCUUCCGAACUCUUCCGUGUACUUUUCUUCAAACUAAUUCCUUGAAAAAAGAUCGACGUUAGAUACAAUUCAGAUAGCAAGGCGGCUCUAGUAAAAAAAUAAAACCAAGCAGCAGUUCAACGUACUACAGUGUCUACUAAAAGUAAACCUACAAUAGCCAUACACAAACACUCGCAUUGAUUUUGUUUCAACUUUUUAUUAUCGCAUAUUUUUGGACUCUCGUCCUUUGGAGAGCCGCAGAUUCCGGGCCCGAUUUUAAUGUGCGCGAUUUGUUAAAAAAAUUUUAAAUAUAAUAAAUAAGUUGAAGUAUUGUUGUAAAUUUUAAGAAAAACGGAUAAAACGAAAAAAAAAUGAGAAAAAAAUCGUAAAACUAUGAGAAAACACAGGGUGAUACUUUGAAAAAUUAUUACAAUGCAUAAGCUAAAAAUUAAUAAAAGAAAAUGUAAAAAAAAUUUAUGGAAAUGAAGUAAGGCAUAGAUGUUGGUAAAUGUGUAUUUAAAGUUUAGAAAUUACAUUUGUAUACUGUUUCCAGGAUUUAUUGUUCUUGAUUACUAUCAAUUGAGUUUGUUUCUUAUCUUAUUUCCGUUUUAUUAAGUGUAUAUAAUUUUAAAGUGUUUAUUCUGAGACCGUUUAGGUUUAACUGUUGCUUUUUACUCACAUUCGAUUAUUAAAUAGAUACGGAAUAAAAUAUUUAAAUACGAAAUAGCCAUUCAUGUUUUUUGCAAAUAUAAAUGUGCAUGUAAAAAUAAGAAAACACUUACACAAACACAAAGAAACACAUGGAACAUCGGUAUGUAUGAGAGAUCCGCUAUGCAAGGCAAAUUAUAGAAUUUAAUUAUAUAAAUUAAUUGCUAAAAUUAUUUAACCACAAAUAAUUAUUGACUAAACCUAAAUAAAUACUCCAAACGAACUUGAUAAAUGGCUUGUAAGCAGGAGAAAUAUUUAUACGGAAUACUUAAAUAUAAUGUAAUGUGUGGCAUUUGCAUUGAAGAGUAAACUAAUUAAACUAACACGGGGGCAACACAAAUGAAACAAGACAUUUUAAAAAUCGAAUUAAUAAAGAAUU
Molecule: messenger RNA, 5226 nt
Organism: Drosophila subpulchrella
Lineage: Eukaryota; Metazoa; Arthropoda; Insecta; Diptera; Drosophilidae
Product: glycine, alanine and asparagine-rich protein
Exons: 7
Coding region: 1-3702 (1233 amino acids)
Source: RefSeq, a predicted model, not a curated record